AUGGCCACUCACAAAAGGCUUAUGGCCAUGUACAAGUUACUCAUGACCACACACAAGAGACUCAUGGCCUUGUUCAUCAUGGCCACGUAAAAGAGACUCAUGGCCAUGUACAAGCACCUCAUGGCCAUGUACAAGAGACUCAUGGCCACGUACAAGAGAUUCAUGGCCACGCACAAGAGACUCAUGGCCACACUCAAAAGAAUCAUGGCCACGUUCAAGAGACUCAUGGCCACGUACAAGAGACUCAUGGUCACGUACAAGAGACUCAUGGCCACGUACAAGAGACUCAUGGCCACACUCAAAAGAAUCAUGGCCACAUUCAAGAGACUCAUGGCCACGUACAAGAGACUCAUGGCCACACUCAAAAGAAUCAUGGCCACGUUCAAGAGACUCAUGGCCACGUUCAAGAGACCCAUGGCCAUGUACAAGAGACUCAUGGCCACGUUCAAGAGACCCAUGGCCACAUACAAGAGACUCAUGGCCAUGUACAUGAGACCCAUGGCCACAUACAAGAGACCCACGGCCAUGUACAUGAGACCCAUGGCCAUGUACAAGAGACUCAUGGCCACAUACAAGAGACUCAUGGGCACAUACGUGAGACCCAUGGCCAUGUACAAGAGACUCAUGGCCACAAAACAACCACUUCAUCUGUGCACGGAGAGAAAAGGGAGGAGCAUAAAGAAAGAAAAGCUGAGACAACAGUUUCCCACACAUCUGAGGGACACGGGCAUGAGACUCAUGGCCACAAAACAGCCACCUCAUCUGAGCAUGUGCAAAAAAGGGAGCAGCAUACAGUCUCCCACAAGGCUGAAGGGCACAUACAUGAGUCUCAUGGUCAUGCAAAAGAGACUCAUGGCCACGCACAAGGGACUCAUGGCCACAUUCAAGAGACUCAUGGACAUGUACAAGAGACCCAUGGCCACAUACACCUUGGCCAUGUUCAAAAGACUCAUAGCCAUGUACAAGACAAUCAUGGCCACAUACAAGAGACCCAUGGCAAUGAUCAUCAUGGCCACAUUCAAGAGAUUCAUGGCCACGUACAAGAGACUCAUGGCCAUGAUCAUCAUAGCCAUGUUCAAGAGACUCAUAGGCACAUCCAAGAGACCCAUGGCCACAACCAUCAUGACCACAUUCAAGAGACUCAUGGCCAUAUUCAAGAGACCCAUGGCCACGAUCAUCAUAGCCAUGUUCGAGAGACUCAAGGCCACAUUCAAGAGACCCAUGGCCGUGUACAAGAGACCCAUGGCCACGACCAUCACGGCCACAUUCAAGAGACUCAUGGCCAUGCACAAGAGACCCAUGGCCACGAUCAUCAUGGCCACGUACAAAAGACUGAUGGUCACGUACAAGAGACCCAUGGCCACGAUCAUCAUGGCCACAUUCAAGAGACUCAUGGCCAUGUACAAGAGACCCAUGGCCACGAUCAUCAUGGCCACGUACAAAAGACUGAUGGUCACGUACAAGAGACUCAUGGCCAUGAUCAUCAUGGCCACAUUCAAGAGACUCAUGGCCAAGCUCAUCAUGGCCACAUUCAAGAGACUCAUGGCCACGUUCAUCAUGGCCACAUACAAGAGACUCAUGGCCAUGCUCAAGAGACUCAUGGCCACGCUCAAGAGACUCAUGGCCAAGUUCAUCAUGGCCACGUUCAGGAGACUCAUGGUCAUGCACAUGCGACUCAUGGACAUGUACAAGAGACUCAUGGCCACAAAGCAACUUUAUCUGGGCAUGGAAAAGUCUCCCACAAGUCUGAAGGACACGUGAAUGAGGCCCAUGGCCAUAAAACAGCAACUUCAUCUGGGCACGGGGCAGGUAUCUCUUUUGUAUGUAGUAUUAGCACUUUUUGUUAGAUGCUGUAGUUU
This is a messenger RNA of Epinephelus fuscoguttatus (brown-marbled grouper), 1859 nucleotides long. RefSeq lists its product as uncharacterized. Bases 100 to 1761 code for a protein of 553 amino acids. The transcript is spliced from 4 exons. NCBI's taxonomy places the organism in Eukaryota, Metazoa, Chordata, Actinopteri, Perciformes, Serranidae. The record is from RefSeq and is a predicted model, not a curated record.